Oryza sativa Japonica Group (Japanese rice) is the source of this 988-nucleotide messenger RNA. The record is from RefSeq and is a predicted model, not a curated record. NCBI's taxonomy places the organism in Eukaryota, Viridiplantae, Streptophyta, Magnoliopsida, Poales, Poaceae.
AUGGUUCGUGUAUCUAGGUGUAAUCAUCUACCACCGGUAAAAUCUACACUAAUUCUUCUGGUCUACACAUUAAGUUAUGAAGCUACAAAGUUAGAGGAGAAAAGAAUUCCGAAAAUUAAUCUAAAAAUCAAGUUUACCCAGAAUCUUACCCAACCCUCUCACCCUAGCCUAGUUUGCCACGACUUGGUCCCACCUGGCAGCCUCUCCAGCUCGCCCUUCCUCUGUCCCUCAUCCUCAGCCGACCAAGAAACACAGAGAGGGAGAGAUCGAGAGCCGACCGAGUCCUGGACGCGUCGACGCGUGGUGACGACGUGUCGACGCCUUCAAGUCACUGAGUCAUGCCUCCAUCUCCUCCAGACCGAGUCGCCCAACUCCACACAUCACUUUGGAGCUGAAGAAGCCGAGGGAGAGGUUCUCUGCCUCUCCGUCAUCCUCAACCUCGCCGCCGGUCGUAGUGACGACGACCUUCGCCAUCUCCGUUUGAGUCAAGUGCAUCGCCGGGAACGCAAGCCACGUCGACAACGCCCUGGAGCACGCACCGGUGCGCCGCCGCUUCAACCAUCGUCGUCGUCCGGCCAUUCUCAUCCACCUCAGAGAAAGCCGCUGCGCCAUUGUCAUCGCCUCAACCUCCUCUUCAAAACACCUCAAGAACCCCAGCCGAAAACAUCAAGAACACGGAGAACACAUCCUUUUCUUCACCGGCGCCAAUCUAGGAUCGCCUCCGCCGUCAUCGUCGAUUACCGCUGCCUCGGUGAGCCAUUGUUCGAUUCCUUGCGCAUACACCAUCUCCUUGACCUCACAACCCUCGUGCAUGCUUGCUUGAAGCAGCUCAUUGUCCCGUUCGAGCCGUCGUCGUUCACCCGAGGAGGAGCGCCGUCGCCGAGCCGUUCCACAAGUCACCGCUGCCGCCAAGACCUCGACAACCCUAGCUCGACCCACGGUUUAGUCUUAGUCUUUGAGUGAUGCGGGUUUCGAUUGCUUCUUCUAG